GCAGUGUUGCGUCAUUACACUGGUGGCGAAGAAGUAAACUAGGAAGAGGAAGUAGUAGAAACAAACAAAUACUCUUAGCAUCGCCUCUUUAUUGAAGAGUGAAUAUGCGAAUGUAGCUUGGUGUAAUGUAGAAUUGGGGAAGCUCUAUCAGCAUUAUUUUAUUUAUUAUCCACGUUUAAUACAUAAUAGCGUUCCAACCAGGACCCAAGCUCUACUCCUUGUCAUGGCAUAUCGACAAGGCCGACAGUCGAUUAGAGAGGGUUAUGAGAAGCACUUUACAGCAGGGGAUACAAGAGAGGUGACUUUUCACCGAGUGGUUAAUAUUGUCGAUAGGAGACAUAACAUGCCUGUGCAUGGCACAGGCUGUAAUGAGCACUUCCAAGAUCAACAGUGGUAUGGUCCACCUCGAAACCAACAUGGCUCUCACAACUUUUACAGUGAAGGCUGCUAUGAGUCCAAUUACUUUGAUGACGAUCCCAGUUAUGGCAACUUUUUCAGUUCUUCUACUCCAUCAAAUGAGGACCAUUACAAAAGAGAUGAUCUGAGGUAUCAAAUAGAAUCAAGGAACAAGCGCAGACCUGGACGCAAUUUCCCCAGGAAGCGCCAAGGCUCAGGUCCUCCGGGGAAAAAGUUUAGUGUGGCCAAAAAAAGUAGACUUGACAAAGACUACAGAAGUUCUGCACCUGUUGUUCGGGAUCGUUCCCCUUUAAAAAGUGAAGACCGUUCAUCUGCAACUGGAGGUUCUGGUUCAAAUCCCAGCACCAGGGGUGGUUCACCUGAUGAGAAGAAGAGCUCUUCCCAACAACAGAAACAAAAUCCAAGUGUGUCAGUACUCAGCCCCUCUGCAGAGGAGACUCCUCACAGCUCGGUAUGUUCAAAGGAUCAAACUCCAGCAUCUGUGGCGGAGUCAGAGGAGGUGGCCGUGACCAGCAUGGAGCCAAAGCUGACACCGGAGGAAGACUUGAAGUCUCACCGGUGGGAAGUCAUUAAGGAGAAGGCUCUGGAAAUUGAGAAGCAUUACAGGCAGGACUGCGAGACAUUUCGCACAGUGGUAAAAAUGUUGGUGGAAAAGGAGCCCAGUUUGGAUCAUGUGCUCCAGACUCCUCUAGAUGCAAACCUGUUGGAGUUGAGACAGCGCUGCCUGGAUGACCUAAGGAAUUUUGUCAAAGAGCUGGAGGAGGAACCCCAGAAACCAGAUGCGUCUGCAAAUGCUACAGGUCACUAAACAUAGGAGUGAAGUUAAGUUUGAUAGCUUACUGCCCAUUUUUAUCAUGUUUUUUAAAGAAAUUGAGUUUACGGUAUCUAAAUGAGUAAAAUACCUAUAGGUCAUUAUUAUCACAAUCUUUUACAAAAAAUAUAAGUUCUCAUGAGAUAUUUAUCAUCUUAUAAUUAAUUACCUUUUAGUAUUGAGUGAAAUCCAGAAGGGUAAGCUAUCAAUUCUGUUUUUAACUGAGAUCAUUUCAGCAUGAUAGUGAGAAUGAGUCACAAAGGGUUUCCUUAUCGUGUUCCAACUGAUAAAAAUAUUUUGAUGUAUCAGUGAAAAUAAAUACUAUAAAUCAUAUUCAGAGUAUUCAGACCUGCACUGGAAAACAGAUGCAGUUUUCCAGUGCAGGUCUGAAUAUUCUGAAUACUCCUGAGUACACAAAGCUUUGUAUUUACAUUCCUAAAUUUUUUCAUUGUCUAUAAGUAACCCCAAAAUCAUGGUAAUAUUUUCUCUUUUAAAACAUUUUGUAAAUAAAAAAACCAUCAAUACAA
Cynoglossus semilaevis (tongue sole) is the source of this 1755-nucleotide messenger RNA. RefSeq names its product periphilin-1-like. Lineage: Eukaryota; Metazoa; Chordata; Actinopteri; Pleuronectiformes; Cynoglossidae. Gene Ontology annotation, cellular component: nucleoplasm. The transcript is spliced from 10 exons. The coding region runs from base 224 to 1225 and encodes 333 amino acids. Gene Ontology annotation, biological process: negative regulation of gene expression, epigenetic; negative regulation of DNA-templated transcription; protein localization to heterochromatin. The record is from RefSeq and is a predicted model, not a curated record.